Talpa occidentalis (Iberian mole) is the source of this 10378-nucleotide messenger RNA. RefSeq names its product thyroid hormone receptor interactor 11 (gene TRIP11). Bases 1096 to 6825 code for a protein of 1909 amino acids. Gene Ontology annotation, molecular function: small GTPase binding. Gene Ontology annotation, biological process: endoplasmic reticulum to Golgi vesicle-mediated transport; Golgi organization. The transcript has 21 exons. NCBI's taxonomy places the organism in Eukaryota, Metazoa, Chordata, Mammalia, Eulipotyphla, Talpidae. The record is from RefSeq and is a predicted model, not a curated record. Gene Ontology annotation, cellular component: Golgi apparatus.
CAAUCUUACGAUCAGAGAUGAAUUUUUUUCCCUUAGAUGAAGACUAUAUCUACAUGUUACUGCAUUUUGCUAUUUGAUAGUCCCAUCUCUGUUUCUGUGUGCUACAAGUAAGAAAACUGCCAAAUGUAGAAAUAAGUGGCAAUACUUUGUCAUUAUCUAGUACCUGUAUUAUAAUCUAACUGUACUAAAUUGCAGUAGUGAUUUUUAAGUAUGUGAAGAGUGCAAUUUUGUUUAAUCUAGAACUUUUUAAUUCCCUAACAUUAAAAGUGUGAUAUUUGUAUACAAAGAAGUUAAUAUAGGCAUACCAAAUUAAUUUCACAGUUUUCAUUUUAGUGCCUCAUAGAGAUGAGCUCUGGAUAUUGUACUUAAUAGGUAACAGGAAAGCUUGGAAAGGGUUUUGAAGGAAAGCCAUAAAGAAAAAGAAAAGAUUUAAAGGAGGGGUCUGUUGUAAAGGACUAAGACACUCAGCUGCUUAGCCUUUGGGUGAGAAUAGAGAACACUUAAUGGUGUGUCUCAGCAAAGGAUAUUCUUAGAAGACUAUAGUCAGCAUGUUUUCUUCUCUACUAUGUCCUUAAAAAGAGAAAAAUGAAUUUAAAUGUAAGAAAAUAUGGCAGCUCCCCUGCCCACCUGUGUCUAUGCAGGUGUUUCUUUUCACCAACCUCUCCCUUUGCAAAGCAGGGAGGCAGCCCUCCUCCCGAGACCGCCUGCCUGUGUCUAUGCAGGCCUCUCUUAGCAGCGCUGUCCUCCUUGGGGGCUUUUUCUGCCCACUUGUAUCUGUGCAGGGUAUAAUAAACCUGCCUUUUUGGAUAUAACUAAAGGUCUCUGCAUUGUGGGGAAACUUGCCUGGGCAAACUUGCUAUAUGCCGCUGAAAGGAGAGCUCUGAUAAAACCUUUCUCAGAGAUAACCCAAAGACCCCACUCUCUGAACCCCACACCUCUCCAAACUGACAUCAGUAACUGUUUUUCCCCCUCUAGACAGUGAACCUUUUCUGUGCACAGUACACUAAAAACUUUUUUAUACCUUGUCUUCAAUUCUUACCUCUAGAAAAACAAAAAGAAACUAUCACAACAAGCACUUUUGAAUUCCAGUCUUAGAUGACCAAGAAUGAAAGACUUAAAAAACUUUGUACCGAUCUAGAAGAAAAGCAUGAAGCAUCAGAGCUUCAAAUAAAGCAGCAAUCUACAAGUUACCGAAAUGAAUUACAACAGAAAGAGGUAGAAAUCAGCCAUCUUAAAGCAAGACAGAUUGCACUACAGGAUCAAUUACUGAAGCUGCAGUCAGCUACUCAGUCAGUAAAUUCAGGGGCGAGCAGCAUGCCAGCAACCACCACAUCAUCUUCAUUCGGUUAUGGUAUGAGUCAUCACACAUCAGCUUUCCACGAGGAUGACAUGGACUUUGGUGAUGUAAUCUCGUCACAACAAGAAAUAAACAGAUUAUCAAAUGAAGUUUCAAGACUUGAGUCUGAAGUUGGUCAUUGGAGGCAUAUUGCUCAGACUUCUAAAGCACAAGGAUCAAAUAACUCUGAUCAAAGUGAAAUCUACAAACUGCAAAAUAUCAUUAAGGAGCUUAAACAGACUCGAAGCCAGGAAAUCGAUGACCAUCAACAUGAAAUGUCAGUAUUGCAGAAUGCACAGCAACAGAAACUGACAGAAAUAAGCCGUCGGCAUCGAGAAGAGUUACGGGACUAUGAAGAAAGAAUUGAAGAAUUGGAAAAUCUGUUACAGAAAGGUGACUCGGAAUUUACAGUAACUGAUCACUCUAAAAUCCAUGAGAUGCAAAAUACUAUUCAUGUUCUACAAACUGAAAAAGUUGAAUCUACAAAGAAAGUUGGAGAACUUGAGGAUAAAAUAAAAGACAUAAGUAAAGAGUUAUCUUCUGCAGAAAAUGACAGAGAGGUUUUGAGGAAGGAACAAGACCGACUAAAUGUGGAAAACAGACACAUGAUUGAGGAAUGUACACGCUUGAAACUGGAAUGUAGCAAAUUGCAGACUUAUGCCAUGAAGCACAGUGACGCUGUGGCAGAAGGGGAAGGCGUUCUUCCUCAGAGGGCAUCAAUAGAAGAAGAGCUGUUCAGACUGCAGCAAGCAUUGUCUGAUGCUGAAAAUGAAAUAAUGAGAUUGAGUAAUUUAAACCAGGGUAACAAUCUCGCUGAAGACAAUCUGAAACUUAAAAUGCAUGUUCAAGUUUUAGAAAAUGAGAAUUCAUUAUUAAGUCAAGAAAAGGAGGAGCUUCAAAAGUCACUUUUAAAAUUGAACAAUGAAUGUGACGUAAUUAAAAAUGCAGCAACAAAAGAAAUACAUGAUUUAAGACUUAAUUUGGAGGCAAAGGAAGAAGAACUCAAUCAGAGUAGUAAAGAAAAGGAGAUACUGAUAGCUGAAAUAGAAGAAUUGGACAGACAGAACCAAGAAGCUACAGAGCACAUGAUUUUGAUAAAAGAUCAGUUGUCAAAACAACAAAAUGAGGGUGAUAGCAUCAUCGAUGAACUGAAAAAAGAUCUAAAUGAUGAAAAAGAGAGAGUUCAUCAACUUGAAGAUGAUAAAAUGAGUAUUACUGAAGAGUUAAACAUACAGAAAGAAAAGCUAAUGCAAAAUGAACUGGUCCUAAAUGAUUUGCAUCUAACCAAGCAAGAACUUGAGGGUAAAGUAGAAGAAUUAGUCGAUCAACUAAAUCAGUCACAAAAUAGUAAUUUAAACAUCCAGAAGGAAAAUUUUGAACUUAAGGAACAUAUUAAACAAAAUAAGGAAGAACUUAGUAGAGUUAGGAGUGAGUUAACUCACUCUCUUAAUGAAGACUCUAGCAGUAAUUUUAAGGAAGAUUUGCUUGAAGAAAGGGAAGCCGAAGUCAGAAAUUUAAAGCAAAAUCUUUCAGAAAUAGAACAACUAAAUGAACAUUUUAAAAAGGCUGCUUUUGAUCUCAAAAUGGAAAAUGAAAAGCUGAUUUUAGCAUGUGAAGAUGUAAGGCAUCAGUUGGAAGAAUCCACCACUCGCAACAAUCAGCUUUCUCUGGAACAGAACACUGUUGUAGAGGCUCUGAAAAUAGAAAAAGGACAGUUAGAAGCAGAACUGUGUCAGGCCAAAAUGAGGCUAUCUGAAGAAGUGAACAGGUAUGAGCAAACCAUUGAAGAACUGUCAGAUGCAGGUAAGCUGAGAACCUCUACUGUACAGCUGGAACAUGAGCGUUUAGUUAAACUCAGUCAAGAGAAAGACUUUGAAGUAGCAGAACUCAAAAAGAAUAUUGAGCAGAUGAAUGCUGCUCAUAAAGAAACCAAAAAUACUUUGUCAUCUAGUUUAGAAGAGCAGAAGCAAUUAACACAACUUAUAAAUGAGAAAGAAAUUUUUAUUGAAAAACUUAAGGAAAAAAGUUCAGGGUUGCAGGAUAAGUAUACUGAGGCCUUAAGAAAAAAUGAUAUUUUAAAACAAACCAUAGAGGAAAAAGACAGAAGUCUUGGAUCCAUGAAAGAAGAAAAUAAUCAUCUAAAAGAAGAACUGGAAAGAUUCAGGGAACAGCAGAGUCGAACUGCACUUGUUGCUGAACCUAAAACCCUUGAUUGCAUCACAGAGCUAGAAUCGGAGGUGUCGCAACUGAAUAUAAUAAAGGAUAAUCUUGAAGAAGAAAUAAAACUCCAUCAAAAAAUAAUUGAAGAUCAAAACCAGAAUAAGAUGCAACUACUUCAGUCUUUACAGGAGCAGAAAAAGGAAAUGGAUGAGUUUAAGUACCAGCAUGAACAAAUGAAUGUCUCACACACCCAGCUCUUCUUAGAGAAAGACGAGGAAAUUAAGAAUUUGCAGAAAACAAUUGACCAAAUCAAAACUCGGUUGCAUGAUGAACGACAGGACAUUCAAACAGAGAAUUCUGAUAUUUUUCAAGAAACAAAAGUUCAGAGCCUUAAUAUAGAAAAUGGAAGUGAAAAACAUGAUUUAUCUAAAGCUGAGACGGAAAGAUUAGUAAAAGGACUAAAAGAAAGAGAAUUAGAGAUUAAACUUCUAAAUGAAAAGAAUAAAUCUUUAACGAAACAGAUUGAUCAGCUCUCCAAAGAUGAGGUGGGUAAAUUAACUCAGAUUAUACAGCAGAAAGAUGUGGAGAUACAAGCUCUUCACGCAAGAAUUUCUUCAUCUCCCUACACCCAGGAUGUUGCUUACCUUCAACAACAGCUGCAGACAUAUGCUAUGGAAAAAGAGCAAAUUGUAGCUGUUUUGAAUGAGAAAACGAGGGAAAACAGCUAUCUAAAGUCAGAAUAUCACAAAAUGGUGGACAUAGUUGCUGCCAAAGAAGCAGCCCUCAUUAAGCUGCAAGAUGAAAAUAAAAAAUUGUCAACUAGCUUUGAAAGUAGUGGUCAAGACAUGUUUAGAGAAACUGUCCAGAAUUUAUCACGUAUCAUUCGUGAAAAAGACAUUGAAAUUGAUGCAUUAAGUCAGAAAUGUCAGACCUUAUUGACAGUGUUGCAAACAUCCAGCGCUGGUAACGAGGCUGGAGGGGUUAAUAGUAAUCAGUUUGAGGAACUUCUACAGGAACGUGACAAAUUAAAACAGCAGGUAAAGAAAAUGGAAGAGUGGAAACAACAGGUGAUGACUACUGUACAAAAUAUGCAACACGAGUCAGCCCAGCUUCAGGAGGAGCUCCAUCAGCUUCAGGCACAAGUUCUGGUCGACAGCGACAACAAUUCUAAAUUACAAGUGGACUAUACUGGCCUGAUUCAAAGCUAUGAGCAGAAUGAAACCAAGCUCAAAAAUUUUGGGCAGGAAUUAGCCCAAGUCCAGCACAGCAUAGGACAGCUUUGUAACACCAAAGAUCUUCUCUUGGGAAAACUUGAUAUCAUUUCACCUCAGCUCUCGCCUGGGUCAUCACUUGCUGCUCAGUCAGCAGAGUCUCUUCAAACAAUUAAAUGUGAUUCAUCAUUGAGUGACUCUUCUAAAUUGUUUCAACAAGAGAUAGAAGAGCUCAGGAAAUCCCUGCAGGAAAAAGAUGCAACAAUUAGAACUCUCCAGGAAAAUAACCACAGAUUGUCUGAUUCAGUUGCUGCUACCACGGAGCUUGAAAGAAAAGAGCAUGAACAAACUGACUCAGAAAUUAAGCAGCUGAAGGAGAAGCAAGAUGUUUUACAGAAGUCGCUUAAAGAAAAAGACCUUUUGAUCAAAGCCAAAAGCGAUCAGUUACUUUCUUUAAAUGAAAAUUUCACUAACAAAGUGAAUGAAAAUGAACUUUUAAGGCAGGCAGUAACAAACCUGAAAGAGAGAACAUUAAUUUUGGAAAUGGACAUUUGUAAACUAAAAGGGGAAAAUGAAAAAAUACUAGAAACAUCCAGGGGGAAGGAAACAGAGUAUCAGGCAUUACAAGAGACUAAUACAAAGUUUUCUAUGAUGCUUCGAGAAAAAGAAUUUGAGUGCCAUUCAAUGAAGGAGAAGGCUCUUGCCUUUGAGCAGCUUCUGAAAGAAAAAGAACAGGGCAAGACCGGGGAGUUAAAUCAGCUUCUAAAUGCUGUUAAGUCAAUGCAGGAGAAGACAGUUGUGUUUCAACAGGAGAGAGACCAAGUCAUGUUGGCUUUGAAGCAGAAGCAAAUGGAAAAUAGUGCCAUACAGAACGAGGUUCAACAUUUACGUGACAAAGAAGUAAGAUUAAACCAAGAGCUAGAGAGAUUGCGUAACCAUCUUCUAGAAACAGAAGAUUCUUAUACCCGGGAAGCUUUGGCUGCAGAAGAUAGAGAGGCUAAGCUAAGGAAGAAAGUCACAGUACUGGAGGAAAAGCUAGCUUCAUCCUCCAGUGCAAUGGAAAAUGCAAGCCAUCAAGCCAACUUGCAGGUAGAAUCAUUGCAGGAACAAUUGGAUGUAAUCUCCAAGCAGAGGGACGAGACAGCACUGCAGCUCUCUGUCUCUCGGGAACAGGUAAAGCAGUAUGCAUUGUCACUCUCCAACCUGCAGAUGGUGCUGGAGCACUUCCAGCAAGAGGAAAAAGCCAUGUAUUCUGCUGAACUUGAAAAGCACAAACAACUUACAAAUGAAUGGAAGAAAAAGGCAGAAAGUCUAGAAGGAAAACUGGAAUCAUUACAGGAGCGUUUGGAUGAAGCAAAUGCUGCCCUGGAUUCAGCAUCGAGACUUACAGAACAGUUAGAUCUAAAGGAAGAACAAAUUGAAGAACUUAAAAAACAAAAUGAGCUUCGACAAGAAAUGCUGGAUGAUGUACAAAAGAAAUUGAUGAAUUUAGUAAACAGUACAGAAGGAAAAGUGGACAAAGUCCUAAUGAGAAACCUCUUCAUUGGACAUUUCCAUACACCAAAAAAUCAGCGUCAUGAAGUAUUACGAUUAAUGGGAAGCAUCCUGGGUGUCAAAAGGGAGGAAAUGGAGCAGUUGUUUAAUGAAGACCAGGGCGUUGUUAGCAGGUGGAUGACUGGGUGGCUUGGAGGAGGAUCGAAAAGUGUCCCCAACACACCCCUGAGACCAACUCAGCAGUCUGUGCUUAAUAGUUCCUUUUCAGAACUUUUUGUUAAGUUUCUGGAAACAGAAUCUCAUCCAUCUAUUCCACCACCAAAGCUUUCUGUUCGUGAUCUGAAACCUCUAGAUUCACCAGGAAGAAGAAAACUAGAUACAAAUGUACCAGAAAGUUUUAAAGAUACAACAGAAUCCAGGUCUGGUAGAAGAACAGAUGUGAAUCCAUUCCUGGCUCCACGUUCUGCAGCUGUGCCUCUUAUUAACCCAGCUGGACAUGGACCUGGUGGGCCUGGUCAUCUUCUUUUGAAACCCAUCUCAGAUGUGCUGCCCACAUUUACGCCUUUGCCAGUGUUACCUGACAACAGUGCUGGAGUUGUGUUGAAAGACCUUUUAAAGCAAUAGAUGAUUCUCAAGCCAGAGAUGACAUACAUAGCACUUUACAGAAAACCCACAACACUACGUGUAUGUACUUGAUCACAAAGUGGCCUUUUGGAAAAAGUCAUGUUUGUUGCAGUGUACAUUCUCUAAAUUUAAUAAAAAUAUUCUUAGUACUUUAAGAAAUGGCAGGUUUCACGGGAGGAAGCAAUAGCUAUAUUACCUGCUUUUCCUCCCUCUCUGAUUUGACCUAAUUUAAGCUAGGAGAAGCAUUUGGUCAUUUGUUUUAAUUUACAAAGUAAGUAAAAUAAAAAGGCAAAAUACUAGUAGCAAUAUAUUAGCUCUUUAGUUCCUUCUCUGCUUUUCAAGCUCAUUUAAGCUAGAAACAUGGUUUAGUAUAUUUGCUAAAGAUAAUAGAGAUUUACAAAAAUAAUAGUGAUGACUUCUGUGCCUAAUGCAGAAAAUUGACCUGAAGCACGUAUUCUUCAUGUGUCGCAGCCUCUGUGGAGGUCGCAAGCGCAGGUGUCCCUUGGAGGCCCGGGUGUCCCGGUGUGCAUUGGUGUGUUUGGUUCUGUGCAGUUUGAUCACAUGUGCAGGUUCGUGUGUCCACCAUAGUCCAGACAUCGAGCAGCUUCGUCAUAGGCGUCACCCCUUGUGACACCCUUUUAUAAUCACAGCACCUCUCCCCUGCCAUGUGCACAUCUGCCAGCCACCAACUGUGCUCCAUCUUUAUCAUUUUGACAUUUGAAGAGUGCUGUGUGUGGGCUCAUACAUUAUGUUACCUUUUGAGAUUGACUUGGUUCCGCUCACCACAAUUCCCUGAAGAUCCAUCCACAUUGCAGCACGUCUGGGCAAUUUGUUGCUGCUUCAUAGUUGAAAGUGUAUUGCAGAUGUGCUUUUGUUUUAAGAGCUGAGGUAUCUUUAUAAAGGUAUCUUUAAACUAAAAGUUUGCUCACACACAUUUGCACAAGUUUCAUGUAUAGGAAAGUAGUCAAUCAAUCAUACAGCUGCGUUUUUAUAACUAAUGAGCAAUAUCACUGAGCACGACACCGCCUGCCUGUCUGAGGUGUUGAUACGAGAGGUGCAUUAAUCCAGGAGUCAUCGUUCUCAUUGUUGUGGUCGUGGGAGCCAUGAAAUCACUUCAGCAACACCAGCACUGGGCAUUUGAUACUAAUGACAGCAUUUUAGUUUUUUAUAAACCUGUCAUAAAAAAUCCUAACUCGCAACUUAAUUAUAUCAGGAUGCUCAUGGUUGAUUCGUUGUUGAAGUUGUACAUGUAAAGACAUUUCUUGCAAAUUUUGUGAAUUUCAAUAUGCCUUGAAAAUAGAAACAUCUAUCUAACAAAGAAAGGUGAAAAUGAUACUAAUCCAAAUGUGUAAAUAGGCCUGGCUCUGGCCAAAGGUAAAUUUGGUUGUUUGUAAAUUUUGCUGUGAUUAACUGUAUAUUUUCUACUGUAUUUAGAAAAUUGGAUGUCUUUAUGUGUUGAUGGAUAAAACUUGUUUUUCUGAAGAAUUUUAGAACUGAGACAUUGCUGCCUCAAAACAUCACCUGUCUCCUUAGUUAAUUUAUUUAUGUUGCCACUCUUUAUUUAGUACACUUUAAAGGAAGUUGUCGUACAAGUUCUAUAUUAGAACUGCCAACCUGCCUCAUGUCUGUUCUGCCCAUUAUUAUUUCUCUAGGAAAUUAUUACUUACAGAUUUUUAUAUGAUCCUUUCAAAGAUACUUUCAUUGACCAUCCUAAAUUAUUUGCUGCUUGCCAUUGAAGUUUCAUUUCAGUGUUGAGCAUCUGAAAUAAAAGUUCCUAAGUUUAAAAAUAAAACACAUGAUCCUUCAUUUUGAAGAAAUAGAACAUGGAAAAUUUUUUUUUCUCUUUUAAUUUUGAGAAAGGAAAUGCAUGGUGGGCAUAUAAGUUACAUCAUAUUUUAAUUACCUUUUAUGACAUUUUGAGUUUUUCUUUUCCUGCUCAGCAGUCUGUCCCUCCUCACCCCGUAGUUUAACAUAAGUCUGAAAGCUGUUGUGGGUGGAUUGUGUAUCCACAUGGCACGUGACCUUCCACGGCUGCUAUUUAAGUAAGUACGUGCCCUUGUCCUAAAGCUGUAAUACUCCACGUUCCAGUUGUGACACCAUUGGCACUACCGCCGACUAGGAUGCGUACUAGUGUUUGUUGAUCUGAAGAGACAAACAUCUCCAUUUUCGAAACUAAAUUAUGUCAGAGAUGAACCAUCUGUACCAGGGAUCUUCUCGGCGGCCAUUCUGUGAGGCAGCGUAUCUGAUGAGUGAUGUUAGCGGGAGGACAGCAGCAGCAGAGUUGUACCACAGUGUUUUGACUGCGGUAAUUCUCCUGUUUCCUUCUCAAGAAACUUACUAGAAAUUGUGGCUGAAUUCUGCCUUAGCUGCCACAGUCUUCCAUGACAUUCCUCAUGGUGUCAACCACUAGGUGUGAUAGCAAAUCCAGCCGUUGAAUUUCAUGUUCGUGUAGUUCCAUAUCACGUGGGUGUGCUUUAGUUCCUGCCGUUACUGGUUUAAAAGGGGUGGGGGGAACAGCACCAAAACGUAACAAAAUACGGGGGGAAAGCAAUGACUUUAAUAAAACCAAUCAACUAACGUAUCAAAUAUUCCCCCAAAUAAAGGCUCCAGUUUGUCUGAACAUUGUAAUGGUUAAUUGGAAGGAGGAGAGACGCCGUGACUUACCCGGUCAGAAGACAGCGUGUCUUCAGGAUGGAAGCGGUGAGCAGCACUGAGACAGUGCUUGUUCACAUCAUGCUCAAAGCACUGACUUUGACUCUUAAAGCUAAUAAUGGUUUUCAUAUCAAAGUAUUGAAAACAUCUUACAGCAACAAAAGUUCUUUAAUUUUGUAAAUAUGAAGUGAUAUUUUGUAAAUAUGAAGUGAUUCCUAUGGAAAAAAUAAUGCACUUUUAAUUCUGACCAAAUUCCGACAUUUGUGAUUAUUUACCCGUUUUUACUUUUCCACUUAUGAAGGGUUCUCUACUUAAAAUUGACAAAUUGAAUCUACGUGUGGGAAAUUUACAACCCAAACUUAGUAAGGGGUUGUCUUUUAUAGAGCUGAAAUCAAUGCAUUUCUGAACUUCUCAGGAGCACCGCGAGGAAUAGAAAAAAAAAAAAAAAAAAACUCCAAAUAAAAAUGAUAUAUGUAAGUUGGCAAUGUUUCAUCCACAAUAAAGAAAAAAUUUUUUUAGCUAACAGCUGCUGACUUUUUCUUUAGAAGGGAGAGAAAUGACUUACACAUGUUGUUUAUAGCAGCCGUGGAUGAACCACCGAGGCUAAUGUGUCCAAGUGUUGGCCGGAUGUCUGCUGUUGGGAGACCAUCUGAGCCUUGGAAAUGUUAAGAAUGAACAACUUGGUAGAUGCUCGAGAUUGUGUAUGGAAAGGCCUGAGAGAUGGUAGCCAGCCUUUGUUGGUGGUUUUUUUGCUUCCGAGGUGAUAAGGAUUUGUGGUGUCUCAGUCUCUGCGAGAUAAUCGGUCAUGUCUGUCUGCAUUUUUUCUUUAGAUGUGGGACUUGAAUACUUUGUUUGAACUGUUCGUGUGGUAGCAGCGUUGGAAAGAACCUGGGCUUCAAAG